AUGAGCUUCGAUCUAACGACGACGUAUGAGCGGACAUUGCUCCGUCCGCUUGUCUUACCCACCGACAACAAUGCCACAAACGAGUUGGCGAAUCUGUCCGAGGAGUCCCAAUGGCGGGCAUCUGCGCAUAUAUUUCGAGGAACAGAUGAUCGUGACGAGACUGCUGCGUGGCCACCAGCCAAGUUCAACGACGACCCGUCCAGCAUUCCCAACGAUGAGGCAUACAACAUCCCAUAUGAUCCCGUAAGCAAGAAAGCCAACAGCAGUGAAUUUAAGCUGUACUCCGACUCAGAGCAGAGCAAGACAUCCAACGUCCCGCCUCCCAAACUGGUUGCCAAGCGCUACAUCGCACGGGACCAAGCCAACAAGUCUGAACAGGGCAUAACUCUUCUCACGCUUACAGGCAUGGGAGUUCCCAAAGAGAUGUUUGAGCCUAUGCUCGAAGACCUUCUACCUCGACUGCGCAAGUCUGGUGUCAAAGUUGAAGAGAUCUGGGCGGUAGAUAUGCCUCUUAGCGGACAGACGGCCAAGGCUAAUUCCAUGGGAUACUUGUACGCCAAUGAGAAAGACAUCGUUCGAGAUUUACUGCUCUUCCUUACAGCUUAUCUACCUGUGAAACCCGGAGGAGAGCUACCGAAGUACCUUGAACUGCACAAGCCAACAGCUCGAGCUCAGCAGCCUACACGACAGAAUCUUCACGUCUUUGCUCACAGCCUCGGCGCCCAAGCCGCUAUCCUCGCUUCCGUCCACGCACCAAACAUCUUCAGCAGCCUCAUGGUCGUCGACCCAGCUAUGAUUCCCGCCGGAAAGAUCAACGAAGCUAUGACAAAGCUCCCCAAAGAUAUCUUCUGUCUUGGUCUCAAGCAGAACUUCCCCGAUCGCAACGCUGUCGAGAAAGCACUCUGCGAGACUAAACGUACAAAGAACUGGGACGAACGCGCUAUGCGAAUGUUCACCCAGCACGGUGUCGUCCAGGACGAAAAGGGAGGCGUCAAACUCAUCGCUCACCCUCGUUUGGAUUGGGCUUUAUGGUACGACAAGCAAACUCCUGCUGAGUGUUAUGAUCGGUUCAAGGAUAUAAGCGUUCCGUUGCUUGCUAUCAUGCCCAAGAGGCCUUUUGCUGUGCCGGCGAAGAUGUUUGAGGCUGAUGUUAAGAAGUUGAAGGGGAGGGCUGAUGUUAAGUGGGUUGAGGGGACGCAUCAGGUUGUUUAUGAGAGGAUGGAUGAUUGUGUUGGGUUUGUGGGGGAGUGGUUGGGGGAUAUCGCUGGUGAGAAGAGAGCCAAGCUGUAG
Molecule: messenger RNA, 1290 nt
Organism: Fusarium proliferatum ET1
Lineage: Eukaryota; Fungi; Ascomycota; Sordariomycetes; Hypocreales; Nectriaceae
Exons: 1
Coding region: 1-1290 (429 amino acids)
Source: RefSeq, a predicted model, not a curated record